Molecule: messenger RNA, 5039 nt
Organism: Bubalus bubalis (water buffalo)
Lineage: Eukaryota; Metazoa; Chordata; Mammalia; Artiodactyla; Bovidae
Gene: TLR10
Product: toll like receptor 10
Exons: 2
Coding region: 2038-4476 (812 amino acids)
Biological process (GO): toll-like receptor signaling pathway; cellular response to bacterial lipopeptide; inflammatory response
Cellular component (GO): membrane
Molecular function (GO): lipopeptide binding; Toll-like receptor 2 binding; transmembrane signaling receptor activity
Source: RefSeq, a predicted model, not a curated record
UUCACUUCCCCUGGUGGCUCAGUGGUAAAGAACACCCCAGCUUUUGCAAAAUUUUAAAAAUUUCUCCCCUCCUUAUACUCAUCGAGUGUAGUAAAUGAAUGAUGAACAAUCUGAAUUCCCUAACUAUGUGAGGAUUUUUUUUUUUCAGAAAUUCAGGAAAAACUUGUGACUAUUUUCUCUUACUGAUAUUUAUAAUUAAACUAGAGGAGCUCUACCAAAACAACAUAUUUUCCACACCAGCCUAUGUGCUAUACUGCAAGAGCUUUAGGGAGAAAGCAGCUCCUUCAGGUGGGCUGACUUGGGUCAUGUGAUUUUCCUACUGGUCUGCACUGGGGACUUAGGCCCUACUAAAGGCAAGACAGAAAAUAGGCCUGUAGACUCUUAGGUGGUCCGGGGGUCCUCUGACCAAUAGAGAUGUUCCAUUUUGGAUGAUGAGACAAAGAGCCAAGUCAGAUUUCUUAUCUUGGGUAAGUAGCCACACAAUGAGGCCCAGCUCUGCCCUUAAGACACUGAGAAAGGCAGAAAGUAGGAAGAAAUAGAAGCAAAGGCAGCAGUAAAGAGAAGCUAGGAGUCCAAAGUGAAGCAGAAAGAGUCAAAGAGAAGCUGAGUCAUAACUGGAGUAGAGAACAGCCCUUGCCCACUUAGGCGGGUACAGCAAGACAAGGUGGGCAUCAGGGCUGCCUCAGGGAGUCCUGGGGAGUCAGUGUUCCAGGUCUUUGUGAAGCCUGGCUGUGAGCUGCUGAGCCUCCUCACUUCCUGGGGGCUCUUCCUCUCUUUUUUCUGUAGUGUCUUUAAAAUAAACCUCCACCACUUGAGGUAAUCCAAAGCUCUCUGUUGGUUGCAAGUUAUAUACGAAGGCAGAAAUACGACACGAAGAAGUUUGAGAUCAGGGGAAGGCGUGAGGGUAGAGUGACUGACUGAGUGUGUGUGUGAGAGAGACAGACAGACAGACAGACAGAGGUAGAAGAAUAUCGGGUCAGAUAUCUCUGAAGCCCAAAGUAAGAGGAGAGGGAGAAAAAAGGAAGGAAAAAAAAGGGAAAUAUUUUUGAAGGGAAUAAAAAAUAAUCACUAGCCAAAGAUAUCAGCACAUAUGGUUCUGAGCCUACUAUUCUUACUGCUAAUUGCAAAUAAAGAUUUAAAGAUUCUAGAAAUUCCAGGUGAGGGCAGAAGGAAUAGUAUACAAACCCUUGGCCACCUGAAGUAGUGAAAAUUUGGGGCUUUGGAGUCAGAUAGACUCAGUUUUAAAUCUUGACUCCAUCUCUUACUGGAGAAUGGCCCUGGGGAAGUUUCUUAUUCUGUCUGGACCAGAUUCACCGUUUUCUAACUUGGCUUGACUUGUUUCUGAAAAUUAACUUUAAACAUAAGUAAAGAAAAAUUCCCCAUUUACUGGGAGCGUAAAAUGUUUAAAAAUGCUGGGCUCUGGGAAAGGGAAGAAUAUGUCUUUGGACACAAAAAAUGAAAGUGUUUAUUUUACUUUAUUUUAUGAGAGGGCUCUAUAGAAUAUGUGUACUGGAGAUGGAUGGUACUAAUGAUUGAACAGCUAUGUGAAGGUAUCAUACUUAAUGCCACUGAACUGUAUACUUAAAAUGGCUGAACUGGCAAAUUUUACUUAAUGUGUGUGUUAGUCGAUCAGUCAUGUCCAAGUUGACCCCAUGGACAGUAGCCCACCUGGCUCCUUUGUCCAUGGAAUUCUCCAGGCAAGAAUACUGGAGUGGGUAGCAGUCAGAUUCUUUACCAUCUGAGCUACCAGUAUUGCACUGCAAUUCUUUAAAAAAUAACCUAAGAUUGUAUGAACUCAUGCAACAUGUAAUGCCACCGGCAUGCAGUAGAGGGCAAAGGAGGGUACGCGUCACAGAAAAAGCUUGAUUCAGCCACUUCUGCAGCCAGUUCUGGUCCUCUGCAUGAAUCUUCUAUACCUGAAGCUCUGUGGAGCCGCUGCAAGCCUGAGGGAUUUGAAUUCAUCUUCCUCAUCCAUGUGAGGUAAUGUGUGAUAAAAUUCAUCUGAGGUGAACCAGUGAUAAAAUCCUUGGAAUUACAAUGAGACAUAUCAGAAGCAUUUACAUAUUUUGUAGUAUUGUUACGUCUGUGCAUAGCGGGGCUUCAGAGCUGCCAGAAGAAAGGGAAUUGACUACCAACUUCUCCGGCAUGUCUUUAAGAAAGGUUCCUGAAGGCUUGACCCCAAUUACAACCACAUUGGAUUUGUCUUAUAAUCUCCUUUUUCAACUCCAGCAUUCAGAUUUUCGUUCUCUCUCUAAACUUAAAGUUUUGAUUCUAUGCCACAACAGAAUCCAAGAGCUGGAUAUCAAGACCUUUGAAUUCAACAAGGAGUUAAGAUACUUAGAUGUGUCUAACAACAGACUGAAGAGUGUAACCUGGUUCUCACUGGCAGGUCUCAGACAUUUAGAUCUGUCCUUCAAUGACUUUGACACUCUGCCUAUCAGCAUAGAGACUGGCAACAUGUCACACCUGGAAACCCUAGGUUUGAGUGGGGCAAAAAUACAAAAAUCAGAUUUUCAGAAAAUUGCUCGUUUGCAGCUAAAUACCAUCUUCUUAGGAUUGAGAACUCUAUCUCAUUAUGAAGAAGGUAGCCUGCCCAUCUUAAACACAACAAAACUUCACAUUGUGUUACCAGUGAACACAAAUUUCUGGGUUCUUUUGCAUGAUGGAAUCAAAACUUCAAAAAUAUUAGAAGUCACUAAUAUAGAUUUGCAAAAGAGCCAGUUUACGAGUUAUGAAUCUCAACAAAAUCCUAUUUUGGAGAAUGCCAAGACAUCCAUUCUGUUACUUAAUAAAGUUGACUUAUCCUGGGACGAUCUUUUCCUCAUCUUCCAAUUGGUUUGGCAUACAUCAAUAGAGUACUUCCAGAUUCAACAUGUGACCUUUGGAGGUAAGGUUUAUCUUGACCACAAUUCAUUUGACUACUCAAAUACUGUAAUGAGAACUAUAAAACUGGAACAUGUACAUUUUAGAAUUUUUAAUAUCCCCCAGGAGAGCGUCUACUUGCUUUUUACCAAAAUGGAUAUAGAAAACCUGACAAUAUCAGAUGCACAAAUGCCUCACAUGCUGUUCCCUAUGUACCCUACAAGAUUUCAAUAUUUAAAUUUCGCUAAUAAUAUCCUAACAGAUGAUGUGUUUAAAAAAUCUAUCCAAUUGCCUCAUUUGAAAACUCUCAUCUUGAGGGACAAUAAAUUGGAGACACUUUCCUUAGUGAGUUACUUUGCCAGCAACACAUCCCUGAGGCACUUAGAUCUGAGUGAAAAUCUGUUACAACAUGAAAAUGAUGAAAAUUGCUUGUGGCCAGAAACCUUGGUCACCAUGAACUUGUCGUUCAACAAAUUUGCUGAUUCUGUUUUCAGGUGCUUGCCUAGAAACAUUCAAAUACUGGACCUGAAUAGUAACAAAAUUCAAACUGUCCCUAAAGCGAUUACUCACCUGACAUCUUUGCGAGAGUUAAAUCUUGCAUUUAAUUUUCUAACUGAUCUUCCUGGGUGCAGUCAUUUCAGAAGACUCUUAGUUCUGAACGUUGAAAUGAACUUAAUUCUCAGCUCAUCUCUGGAUUUUUUCCAGAGCUGCCAGGAAGUUAAAACUCUAAAUGCAGGAAGAAAUCCAUUCCAGUGUACUUGUGAAUUAAGAGAUUUCAUUCAGCUUGGAAAAACCUCAGAAGGCAUGAUGGUUGGAUGGUCAGAUUCAUACAUCUGUGAAUACCCUUUGAAUCUAAAGGGGACUCAGUUAAAGGAUGUUCAUCUUCCAGAAAUAUCUUGCAACACAGGUUUGCUGAUUGUCACCAUUGUGGUUAUCAUGCUCGUUCUGGGGAUGGCUGUGGCCUUCUGCUGCGUCCACUUUGAUUUGCCCUGGUAUCUCAGGAUGCUACAUCAAUGGACUCAGACAUGGCUCAGGGUUAGGAAGACAACUCAGGAACAACUCAAAAGAAGUGUCCAAUUCCAUGUGUUUAUUUCAUACAGUGAACACGAUUCUGCCUGGGUGAAGUAUGAAUUGAUUCCCAGCCUAGAGAAAGAAGAUGGUUCUGUUCUGAUUUGCCUUCAUGAGGGAAACUCUGACCCUGGCAAGAGCAUGACUGAAGAUACCAUUAACUGCAUUGAGAAAAGUUACAAGUCCAUCUUUGUUUUGUCUCCCAGCUUUGUCCAGACUGAAUGGUGCCAUUAUGAACCUUACUUUGCCCACCUCAAUCUCUUCCAUGAAAGUCUUGAUUACAUAAUUCUUAUCUUACUGGAACCCAUUCCACUCUACUGCAUCCCUACCAGAUAUCCUGAGCUGAAAGCUCUCAUGGAAAAGAAAGCAUACUUGGAAUGGCCCAGGGAUAGGCGGAAAUGUAGCCUUUUUUGGGCAAACCUUCGAGCUGCUCUUCAUGUUAAUUUAUUAGACACCAGCGGGACAUGUGAACUACAGACAUUCACAGAAUUGAAUGAAGGGCUUCGAGGUUCUGCAAUCUCUCUGAUCAGAACAGACUGCCUGUAGAGCCCCACCCACUCCUAGGGAGAUUGGGACCCACAUAUACUGUUAGGAUACAAAUUGAUACAACCUUUAUGAUGGCAAUUUGGCAAUAUCUAUUAAAAUGAAAAACUAUCAUUUCUUCAUGUCAGUUCUUUGAAAGAGUUCUAAGAAUGUAUCCUAUAGAAACACAUUUUGCAAAGAUUUAUGUAAAAAUGGUGUUCAUCCUGGCAUCGUUUAUAAUCCUAAAAAAUUGAAAACAGCUCAAAUGCCCACAAAGUAAGGAUUGACCUACUAAAUCACAGUACAUUAACACAACAGAAUAUUAACAUAGCCAUUAAAACUGAGGUUGCUGUGUAUCUAUUAACUGGUAUGGAGGAAAUUGUAUUUUGGUUUAUACAUUGAAAUAAGAGUCUAAAGGAACCUAGACCAGCACAUUGGUAUAGUAACAGGGUGUUUGGCUCUGGAAGUUUGGAUUACAGCAGUUGGUUUCUAUGUUGUAUAUUUCUAUAAUGUUGGAGUUGCUUAGAAUGAAUCUAUAUUUCUUUUGCAAGCUGAGAAAACAAUAAAGAUAUUAUUUUAUAUAUAAA